This is a messenger RNA of Medioppia subpectinata, 1203 nucleotides long. The record is from the annotation of a GenBank genome assembly. NCBI's taxonomy places the organism in Eukaryota, Metazoa, Arthropoda, Arachnida, Sarcoptiformes, Oppiidae.
AUGAACUUAAAUAUCGGUGAAGAGAGAGAAUCGGAUUCAAAACUUUUAGAUAUUUGUCGACAAGUGAUCAGACAUAGCGUUAAAACAUCGCAUCCAAACUUUUACAAUCAACUCUAUGGCGGAGCCGAACAAUACUCACUUUCUGGCGCUUUCUUAACCGAUGCGCUCAACACUUCUGCGGCUACGUUCGAGAUAUCGCCAGUAUUUUCUGUAAUUGAAAAGUAUUUAAUUAAAUAUUUGGGAGAAUUGGUUGGCUAUGAAUGCUCGCAGAUUGACGGCAUGUUCGCACCGGGAGGUUCCAGCGCUAAUACAUACGCUAUGGUGUUAUCGCGACAAAAAGCUUUCCCUCAAUCCAAACAGAAAGGUAUCCGAGAAUUGGGAGAACUAGUGAUGUUUGCCUCCGAAGACUCUCACUACUCGUUUGUGAAGUCUGCCAUUUGGUUAGGAAUGGGAACGGAAUCUGUAAUCAAAGUGAAGGCCGAUGAAAGGGGACGGAUGUGCGUCAGUGAACUCAGAAACAACAUAUUGUUUGCCAAGAGCGGGGGUAAAGUGCCGUAUAUGGUGUCGGCCACAUCCGGCACAACAGUUUUGGGCGCAUUUGAUCCGUUGCCAGAGAUCGCAGACAUUUGCCAAGAGUUUGGCCUAUGGCUGCACGUGGACGGCGCUCUGGGCGGCGCUUGGCUUAUGUCUAGACAACAUCUGCACCUAUUGUCGGGUGUGAAUCGGGCCGAUUCGGUCACAUGGGAUCUCCAUAAAAUGACAUGCGCUCCGCAACAAUGCACUGUCAUUCUGACCAAACACCCGACUAUUCUCUGUGAGACCAACUCAUUGCGCGCCGAAUAUAUCUUUCAAAGCGACAAAUUCUAUGACGCGUCCUAUGAUUCCGGCGAUAAGUCCAUACAAUGCGGCCGAAAGUCCGAUACACUUAAGCUAUGGCUUCAACUUAAGGCUUACGGNCUGGGCGGCGCUUGGCUUAUGUCUAGACAACAUCGGCACCUAUUGUCGGGCGUGAAUCGGGCCGAUUCGGUCACAUGGGAUCUCCAUAAGAUGACAUGCGCUCCGCAACAAUGCACUGUCAUUCUGACCAAACACCCGACUAUUCUCUGUGAGACCAACUCAUUGCGCGCCGAAUAUAUCUUUCAAAGCGACAAAUUCUAUGACGCGUCCUAUGAUUCCGGCGAUAAGUCCAUACAAUGCGGCCGA